This is a messenger RNA of Plectropomus leopardus (leopard coralgrouper), 9793 nucleotides long. The record is from RefSeq and is a predicted model, not a curated record. Lineage: Eukaryota; Metazoa; Chordata; Actinopteri; Perciformes; Serranidae.
ACACACAAACACACACAAACGCGCGUGCACUGCUGAACCAAAAAAAGCACACUCCUCAACUCCACCGCUGCUGGGGGGAGGGAGGGACACAGAUACCAGAUGAGAUUUGUUUCCAAACGCGCACCGAUGGCGGUGUAAGGCGUUUGGUUGAGAAGUGCGCACGGUGUUGUGGAUUUGUGAAAGCCCCCCUUUUUCGUGCAUCUUCUUCCUGCCUGGAUCCUGGUGACGGGGGAAUUAAAACAAAGAUAUGGAUUACUCAGUCUGCCUACUUCUACUCCUGUCAACCGUUUCGUCUGUGUCGACCGGACAAUUCCCAACAGCACAGAUGAUAAAGGAAUGGGUGGACCAAAUGCAAAAAGAGUUAAUCACAUUAACAGACACAGCAAGUGGUAUGGAGAACCUAAUACAGAUAUAUCGUAAACACAGACCUCACUUCAGCGUGGAAUCCAACAAUGCAAGGGAACUGGUGGCGACGGCUGCUGGGAAUAUAGAGAAACUGCUGGCUAAUCGCUCCCAAGCCCUAAAGAGGCUGGCAACAGAGGCAGAAAAGUUUCAAAUGGACCACGCGUGGAGGGAUGACAGUGAGAUCGACAAAAUUGUUUACUACAACGCCAAAGAUGACCUUAAUCAGACAGAUGAAGGAAAGAGUCGGAGGAACAGAUAUCUUCCAGAUGAUUUUGAGAUUGACCCCGACUUCAAACGGCUUGUCUCGUACAACACCACUGCUGUCCACAUCCCUACGGACAUAUACGAAGGCUCCACCAUCAUUCUGAAUGAGCUAAAUUGGACGGAGGCCUUGGAGGAUGUUUUCCGGAAAAACAAAGAGGAAGAUCCCUCACUCCUCUGGCAGGUGUUUGGCUCUGCCACCGGAUUGGCACGGUACUACCCAGCUUCCCCUUGGAUCGACUCAAGCAAUUCAGCCAAUAAGAUCGACCUCUACGAUGUGCGCAGGCGACCAUGGUACAUUCAGGGGGCGGCGUCACCCAAGGACAUGCUGAUCCUGGUGGAUGCGAGUGGAAGCGUUUCCGGUCUCACCCUCAAACUCAUCCGAACGUCUGUCAGCAAGAUGUUGGAGACUCUCUCUGACGACGACUACGUGAACGUGGUCUAUUUCAAUGACAAGGCCACGUAUGCUGCAUGCUUCGAGAACCUGGUGCAGGCCAACGUGCGCAACAAGAGGAUGCUGAAAGAUGCUGUGCAGAGCAUUACAGCCAAGGGUACCACCAACUACAGAGGCGGCUUCGAGCUGGCCUUCGAGCAGCUUGCACAGAUGAAUGUGUCAAGAGCCAACUGUAACAAAAUUAUCAUGCUGUUCACUGAUGGAGGAGAAGAGAGGGCAGAAGAGAUCUUUGAGAAAUACAACCCGAAGCAAGCGGUGCGCAUCUUUACAUUUUCAGUCGGUCAACACAACUACGACAAAGGACCAAUACAGUGGAUGGCCUGUGCUAAUAAAGGGUACUACUACGAGAUCCCAUCUAUAGGUGCCAUCAGGCUCAACACACAGGAGUACCUGGAUGUUUUGGGCAGGCCUAUGGUGAAGGCUGACAAAAGGGCCAAGCAGGUUCAGUGGACCAACGUCUACCUGGACGCACUGGAGCUUGGCCUGGUGAUCACUGGCACCCUGCCCGUCUUCAACAAGACCAACACAGGCUCAAAGAAAUCUCAAAACCAGCUCAUCUUGGGGGUUAUGGCAAUUGAUGUCUCCCUGGAAGAUAUCAAGAGACUGACACCUCGCUUUACUUUUGGACCAAAUGGCUACUACUUUGCCAUUGACCCCAAUGGAUAUGUGCUGCUCCACCCUAAUCUCCAACCACUGACUGCCAAGUUCCAUGAACCUGUAACGCUGGACUUCCUCGAUGCUGAACUGGAGAAUGAGAUCAAAGUGGAGAUGAGAAAAAAAAUGAUUGACGGUCUAACAGGGAAUUACACAAUAUCCACAUUGGUGAAAUCCCAAGAUGAGCGCUACAUUGACUUAGGUCAGAGGAUGUACACCUUUGCACCAGUGAAGGGGACAGAUUACAGUCUGGCCCUGGUCCUUCCUGACUACAGUAUGCAUUACAUAAAGGCCAAUAUCGCGGACACGAUCACCCAGGCAAAAUCGUUUUUGGGGAAAGAUGUUUCUGAAAGCCUGAUGGCGGACAAGUUUGAUGAAUAUGGCUAUACAUUUAUUGCACCAAGGAUGUACUGCAAGGACUUAAAGCCGCCUGACAAGAACAAAAACAACACAGAGUUCCUCAUUGAAUUCAACAACUACAUUGACACAAAAACUCCAAACAACCCCAUGUGUAAUGUGGAGCUGGUGAACCGUUUGCUCCUGGACGCUGGCAUCACCUCGUCUCUGAUCAAGCAUUGGAAAGCAACAGAAAUGCAGCAUGGUGUCUUGGCCAGAUUUGUUGCCACCGAUGGAGGGAUCACACGGGUCUACCCCAAAAGUGCUGGGCUGGCCUGGGAAGAAGAAGCAGAGACGUACGAGUCAAGUUUUUAUAAAAGAAGUUUGGACAAUGAUCUGUACAUCUUCACUCCGACACCCUACAGCAAUAAAGAGAACGUAAGUGACGACUCGGUCCUGGUGAGCAGAGCAGUAAACCUAAACAUUGAUGGUAUCAUACUCAAACCAGCUGUGGUCGGUGUAAAGUUGGACAUUAGUUCCUGGAUGGCGAGCUUCAUCAACACAACAAUGAAGAUCAAUUGCAAUGAUGAGAUAUGUGGCUGUCAGCGAAAUGAUCCGUACGUGGACUGUGUUAUACUGGAUGACGGGGGCUUCCUGGUGAUGUCCAAUCGAGAUGAACAUAUUGAUCAGAUCGGGCGUUUCUUUGGCGUUAUCGACCCGAUCCUUAUGGUAAACCUGGUCAACUCGUCCCUGUUCACCUUUAAGAAGACCUUCGACUACCAGUCACUCUGUGACCCCGUGAAGGAGAGCGAGGCGGCUGCAGGCCUGCGAUCCGUCUACGUGCCCACAAUUGCAGAUAUUUUGAAUUUAGGAUGGUGGGUGACAGCUGCAGCCUGGUCAAUACUACAACAGUUACUGGUCAGCAUCACAUUCCCCAAUUUCCUGGAUGCAGCUGAGAUGGAUGAAGAAAUGUCUGAUGCCAUGUUCAAAGAGGUCUGCAUCACAGAGCAAACUCAAUACUACUUUGAGACCAACAAUCUGUCUUACAAAGGCACAAUCGACUGUGAAAACUGCACCAGGCUCUACCACGCUGAAAAACUGCCCAAGACGAACCUGGUCUUUAUCAUCUCUGAUGCAAAACUCACCUGCUCGUCCUGUGACACCAAGCCGUUAAUACAGGACGAACAGCAGUCUAAUGGUCCUGAUCCUUGCGAACUGGCCCAGAAUCCUCGGUACAGGAAAGGGCCCGCGGUCUGUUUUGAUAACAAUGAACACGAGGAGGACCCUGACUGUGGCGGGGCGUCCAGCCUGAGCCCCUCACUUUGGCUGAUGGCGGCCCUUCAGCUGGUUCUGCUCUGGGUUUUGACUGGCUCCAGACCCCAUGCCAUCACAUCAUGACCUCUGAACGUCCUGAUCACACCCUCCCAAUCUCUCGCUCUCUCUCUCUCUCUCUCUCUCUGUCUGUCUCUUUCUCUCCCUCUCUCUCUCUCUCUCCCUCCCUCCCUCCCUCCCUCUGUUAUCUCCAAAAUGGCAACCAGCAUGCAACGCUGCCACCGAAACAAUGAACACCCCGAUGAGAAGCGCUUGUAACAAAGAAACACAAAAACCUGUGAACCCCCCACAUCCUGCCAGUUCCUCCUUUUAAAACCUUCAUUUUCGGGGGUUUCUCAAAGUGAUUUCACUCGCUGCAGGGGUACAAGUGACGAAAGAAACGAAAUCGGUUUGAAAGAUAAGAAAGAACUUGCCUUUCCUUCAUCUCUUCAGUGCUCCCCGCCAGAUGAGAUUAUCGGAAUCCAGAGAUGAAUUUUGAUUGGCGACUUCUGAACUUUCUCUGGCUUGAUGUCAUUGAUGAAAGAGAUCAGACUGCCUUAUAGUAUUCGAGGGAUUUAAAUCACCAUGGGGGAGGUUCGGGGAGACUUGCUGUUAUUUAAAGAAAUUGAGCAGUUUUAUUCACCACUGCCAGAGACAGCGCUGCCUUUUGCAAGCGUUCAGUUUAUUUUCAAUCAAUUUGCAGUGGCUAGUUUGUAGGUAUUUAUUGCUUUGUGGUUGAGAAUUUGGCUAAGAUUGCAGUAAGAGAUGCCAAAUUGUUUCGCCACGAACUCGUGCCCUUCGUUUGCCUCCAUUGGGUCGCUGAUAAUAAUGUUGUCUCAGUCUGAUUUUCUAGAUAACACUAACAUUUUCACAGUGUCUCUGAGGGUUUGAUCGUCUUUACUUUGACCCCAGUGUUCUCUCAUGUACAGUAGAUACUGUAUUUGCAGUGUGGAAAUCAUUGUUCAUCGUUACGUUUAUGCACAGACACCAACCCUUCAACUGCCACAGAGGGCCUGCUGCUGAGUGUAUGGAUUUUAAAUUUGUAGCUGAUCGAGAGUAGUAAAUUAUCUUCCCGCCUUGAAUUGCUCCAGUGAAAACUUUGCUGCCAUAGUGCGUAUUAACCAAUCAGGGUGAGCCUGACUGGUGUCCUAUGUAUGCUCAGUUGACAGAAUCUCUAGUGCCAUGUGGACUGCGUUACUCGGAUGAAUGCUUCAGCUUUGCGGACUGUGGCUACUGAAUGGGAAGAGUAUUUAUUUGUUUUACCAUUUAUUUGACUGAAGUGUCAGGGCAGCAUGUUAUCCGUUUCUUUUAUUGCCACUACUAAAGGAAAUGAACAAGGGUGAUAUGAGGAUUUUUAUCUGGCAUUCUGGUAAAAAAAAAAGAAGGGAAACGGUACAUUUGUAUUUGCUGCUGUCACUUUUUAAAUUAAAUGACUACUAUCUGCACUGCAGUUCAAAGUGCAGCUGUUAUUUGUCUUCACAGUUUGAUCCUGACUGAACCUCUAUCACUGUGUAGUUGUGAGGUUCCCUCUUGCAGUUUGUUAUACUGUGGUAUGGUAUCACCCCGCAGAAAUCACUGCAGUCAGUCAGUGCUUGUGAUCCUCUCUACUGCUGUAUUUCAUUUUCUCCAAUAUAAGUUCAUCUUGUUUCAUUUUGUGUGCCUUCUUUUCCAUUAGUUACAAAUAUAAAAUAUAACUAACUACAGCAUGAUGAUUUACAGGUGGUAGAUGGUUUUAUUGAAAUAAUGUCAUCUUGUUUGAUUGCAGGGCAGAAAAAGUCAGAUUUAUGAAAAAAUGCACCAAUCGGCCAAAAUAAUAAAUAAAAAAUGUCACAGGACCAAAUCUGGACUGUUAAAGCAAAAAAAAUCUCAAUGCACUACUAAUUAUGUUAGUGAGGAUAAGAGCUGAAAAGUCAUCCUUAAGAUGUGCUAUGUAGAACAAAAUGAGAACAAAAUAACUUUCUUAUUCUGUUAGGAAAUAGCAAAUUGGGUGGGAUGUUAUCGUUGUAAACAACAACCUUUAAGUUAUUUAGAUAUAAAUGUCAUUUUUACUGAAACCAGCUGCACCCAAACAAGUUUUGUUUGGCAGUGCUGUCAGUGACUAUGUUUAUAUACACAAAAUAUUCUGGUUUUUGCCCUUAUUCUGAAAAAGGCAAUGGUUUGCCUCUCAGUUGUUUUGUGGCUAAUGAAACCAUUUAUAUACAGUCAUGCAUACUCAUAUUAAUGUGCCCCAAUAUGUUAGGUUUUUUUUCGGUGUGACAAUCACAUAACACAUUUUUACAAGCAGAAAUCAUGACCCGUAUUUACGUUAUUUGUUAGGCAGCAACCUCUAGUGGCCAGUGUGUUUAUUACAGGAGCAAAAGACAAAGUAAGGUGACAUAGUAUAAAAACCAAGAGAGUCCACUUAGGGAUGGAGCAAUAGGUAGUGGAUGGGUCAAACAAGCACAGGACUUUCAUCCAGGACACUAGUGUUCACAUCCUGUGUAAAACCAAAAGCAAAUGCAAUUAUGUUUAUUUUCGCAACAAAUGUAUGUCGACAUUUGUCACGCAAUAAUUGUUAGUGACAGGUUAUCUUCAGAACAAUUGUUUUUUUUUAAGCCAAACCCUUUUGUCUUUUAAAAUCUAACCAAGGAGUUUUGUUGCCUACACUAAACCAUGUAGUCUGGUGCCAUGAUGAACACCAUCAUGUGAUCUAUUCUGUUAAUAAGAAACACACCUGUAGGUCAUAUUCUUUUAAUUUAUGCAGUUAAUUGAAGGACUGCUGUUAAAAAGUCAAAAUAAUUACAAGUAAUAUGGCUGGGGCUGCUUGUGCAAUUUUGCUCAUUUGCAAGUCUUUAUUGCGAUAUUUGCGCGAAUCCAAAAAUCUGUUGAUAUCCAAGGCUUUCUGUCCAGGUUUUUCUUCCUACUUUUGACCAGAAAUCUGUGGCUUUUCUUUUUGACAUACCUUUCUACCCCAGACUUGCAAACUGUUUGCGAGUUGUUUUGUUUACAAUGCAUCCAUGCACAGAGCUGGCUGUGAACAGACCAGAGGCCAUGUGCCACAAACUGUCAUAAAAACUCCAACUGAAGACAUAUAAUCCUAAUACAAAGAAUGCUCUAAAAACUUAAAUAAUGUCAGCAUAUCUUAAUUGGAAAAUGCUACAUUCAGAAAAUAGGCUUAAUUUAAAAUAUCCAAACAGAAUAUGCUGUUUACACGAUCUGUAUGAAAUUCUGAAUAUUGUCACAUUCAGAAUAACAGUAGGAUAUUAGGGUGCAUGUAAACAUGGUCAUUGAGUAGCCCCACAUUUAUUUUAAUAUUUAAGUGUCUGAUGGUUACAGGUAUGAUUUGACAAUCACAGAUUAUAACUAAUCGUUAUGUUAAGUGAUAUCAGAUUCUUAAAGGGAUACACUCCAAGGUUUUACUGCCUAUUAGCAUCACUAAAUGAGCAGAGGACUUAAUUUGGGGAUUUCAGGUGGUUGCUAAUUACACCACAUAAACAAAACCAGAGAGUGCAUCUUUUAUAAGUGUGUAAAGUAUAAAUAAUGGUGCAUGUUUGCAGGAAACUAUUUAAUACUGUGGGGAACUAAAAACCACAAGUUAAACUUUGUGCACCACAUUACCACUAACAUUUUUCUCUCAGCCUCUUCAGAAUUGUUUUAAUUGCUGUUGCAUCACUCUGCAUAAUGUCAGACUUUAUAUUGUAAGCAUUCCUCCAAGUGCAGGAGUGCUAAGUCUUAUUUUCUGGCAAAGCUCUUAUGCCCCUAUUAUCAAACAACCACCGUUAUCGUCAAGAACUUUCCAAGUGGUUUGUGGUGCACUUUUUACUCUAAAUGUUUUCCUCUAUCUUACGCUAUAACCUUCCAACAAAAACAAUGUGGUGAAACUAACAAUGGUAUUUAUGCUCCUCAUUUACUAACACCCAAGAAUAUCAGGUGCCAUAUGGGACUCUCUUAUUCUCUUUUGGAGAAACCUACUAUCAUAAUACAAUAUUUAUGCAAUUUAUCAAGGCAACAUGUUAGUCUCAUAAAUUGUUUCCCUGUGCUGCAUGAUAGUGGCUUACAAUUUGAGUUUAAAAAAAACAAAACAUAUUCGGUGUGCUCCUGCUUUAGUGUGUAAUGCUGGGAAGCAUUUGUUCAUGAUAUGAUAUGGUAUGAUCAGCUAUUACUGCCUUUCUCUUGGGGGGACAGCAUUUGGCUCUGCCCUGGUCUGAGUCAGUGGGGGAGCAAGAAUCUGAUAGGCCAGCGUGAUGUUUGCAAGCACUACUCAAUCUGUCUGAUUGGUUCAAACCAUGCAUCAAUCACUAUUAUUGAAGGACCAUACCAGAGAUUUAGCGACUUUUAGACCAAUAACUACAAAUCAUGGAUAGUUAUUACAGCUGAGUGUUUCGCAAACCAUGUUGUAGUAUUUCAGAUUUUCAACCAUGCUAGUGUUUGUGUGCAGUUAUAGUGACCUCUGCAAAAUGACUCAUUUUACUAUCUAAAUUUGAUCCUCGCAGUCUGAUGAUAUAGAUAAGGUCUGCAAAAGCCCCACGAUUAAAUAAUUUUGUCCCUAUUCAAGUUAGCAGAGUGCUAAACUGUAAGGUAGCAGUCAGGCUAAAGUCUCUAGUGCGCUUGGUCUGUGAGCCCAACAAUGCAGAAGAUGUGGUUAAUGUUAUACCCUGAAAGUCAAACAUUUUGACUCCAUGCACCAUGGAACAACUUUCAUAGGAAUAAACUGGGCACUGCCUAUACACUGUAUCCAAUUCUCUUUAUACAUCCAUGGGCUCCGGUCAGUUGGCCCACACUGAAUUCUACAACUACUGGAUGGUUAAUUUUGUAAAAGUUACGAGUCCUUAAUGUAUUGGUUCCCUUAAUGUUUGCAUUUGUUGUGUUGAGUGAUGUCUCAACAGCUAGUGGAUUCAUUGCCAAAAAUGUACAUGAAUUCAAUUGCAUUCCCACCAUCCUCAGCUGCACUUUGUUUAAUGCUAAAAUGCUAAAAUAGUCCUAAAUUUUACCCGGCUAACAUGCUAAACGAAGAUGGAGAACGUUGUAAACGUUCUCCAACGACAACAGUGCUGACAGAGCUAACGAUGUUAACCUAGAGGGGUAUGGGAGGGUGGGCGUCAUCCUUGUGUGAUACCAUAGCAGCGAUAGCCACCAUAUAAUGCGGAGUGGUGGCGGGGAGUUAGCGAGUGGGAUAAACACACAGGGACUUAUGUGCACUAACCAAAAAAAAACCAGACAAGCUCAGAUUACAACACAUACAGAGAUAGCAUGUAUUGAUUCUCUGCACAGGACGUCAUUACUCAAGUAUGUCUUUACAUAGCAAAGAGUAGUUUGCUGCCAUUUUAAUGUCUGACUGUUGUUUAGAGCUCAUUGUAAAUUAGUAUGUUGGCAUUGUCAUGGAGCAUUUAGCUUGAAGCACCACUGUGCCUAAGUACAGCUUCACACAGCUGCCAGCAUGACUGUAUGAAGUGUUUAAAAAGUGAUUUUCCUACUUUUCUGGCAGACAUUUUUUUCCAUUUAUUUGCAGACAAUAUGAAAAUCAAAUUCCAGACUCUAAAAGCUUUUCACACAAGUUCCAAGAGUCUGCUAAUUGAUUUUUAGCUGUGCAGAAAUUAAUGGAAAACAAUAGCUGCCUGAAAAGUAAGAAAAUGCCUUCAAAAAUGGGGAAAAGUGGAAAUGUUCAGCAGCAAUAGGCUAUAAAAUAUACAUGACUUGUAGUUAUUGUAUUGUAGCUGCACUUGAAAAACCCCUGGUAUGGUCCUUUGAAUCAGUUUGGGCAGAGAUGUACAUUGUACGGACAUGAAAUGAGUGAAAAUACACACCACCUUAAAGACUCCAACUGGAUGCUUUUACAGAUGCACUACAUUGGAGAAUUAACAUGCAUAUUUGUCCAGAUGUUCCAUUCAACUCUUAAGUGCUAAAAAUCAGAUGCUGUCACUUCAGGAAUAAUAUACUCUCGAUGUGAUAUGAAGUGUUUUUGACUCUGUUGGUGCUCUCUGUAUGGAUCGUGUGGGUUGGCCUUUUUAUUUCUGGAAUCUUGAGGAUUGCUUAAUGUGUGUUUUUUUUGUCUGUUACCUUGCUGCCACACUUUGGCAGAUGAAUGGCGGGCCUGUCAGUCAAUCUUUCUCUGCCUUUGGUUUCAAGGCAGGCUCUUGAUCGAGGCGUCCACCAAGCUGACCCUCACCAGACAUUUGGAGGGCCUUGGUGGGUCUCUCUGUCAGGCUCCCUUGAUUGUGCUUUAACAUGUUAGAGGAACUUGAUUCUCCAGAAUCAGUCAUGUAAAAAUUUGUACAAAACUGAUGUUGUUCUCAACAAAAAGAAAAAAGGAACAAUGUUUAUAAUCUGGGGAGGAAAAACGUGUUUAUUCAUGUGGAAAUAAGGUAUAUUCAGAAUAAAAAUCUAUGAUUACUA